UGGAUGUGUAGUAAACCAGACGGUCCUGGAGCCGCUGAUGAGCAUGUGCUGGAUUGCUCUCUUGGACUGACAGUUUUUUGCCAGCAAGGUAGUGAAAAGUUACGGAACGUGGUAACAUGUCAAAUGUAUCAAAGGGGAAUAAAACUCCAGCUUGCCGUCUGACAGCAACGGAACCUUGUGGCAUCAUAUACACUGGUGGUACCAGCCAUAACCAGUUGAUGUUAAACAAAGAGUAAAAUGGGCGGAGAAACGGAGAGGAAAGAGGCUUUGAGCCUUGAAGAAGACAGAAAAUCCAAGCAAGAUGCAGAAGACAGUGACAGUAAGAAAAGAGUGGAGAAGGAUGAGGGGAGAACAGCUCGGAUCCCCAUGUAUCGCUGGGUAAUGAACGCUGCGGUGAUGUUUGGACGUGAGUUUUGCUACGCCAUGGAAACUGCCCUGGUGACACCAGUGCUUCUGCAGAUAGGUCUUCCCGAGCAGUAUUACAGUUUAACCUGGUUUCUCAGUCCUGUCCUCGGUCUCAUCUUUACACCUUUGAUCGGCUCAGCCAGCGACCGCUGUACACUGCGAUGGGGCCGCAGAAGACCAUUCAUUCUAGCUCUUUGCUUAGGUGUGCUGGUCGGGGUAGCACUUUUUUUAAAUGGAUCAUUGAUAGGCCUCUCCGUCGGGGACAGCCCAAACAGCCGGCCAAUUGGGAUUGUUUUUACUGUCUUAGGAGUGGUGGUGCUGGACUUCUGUGCUGAUGCUUCUGAAGGGCCAAUCCGAGCCUAUCUUCUUGAUGUUGCUGACACUGAGGAGCAAGACAUGGCCCUGAAUAUUCAUGGCCUAUCAGCGGGGCUUGGAGGUGCAUUGGGGUACAUGUUGGGAGGCCUUGACUGGACUGGCACGGCUCUGGGCAGAGCAUUUAAAUCCCAGGAACAGGUUCUCUUCUUGUUCGCAGGAAUCAUCCUCAUCAUUGCUGUCACACUGCACAUGCUCAGUAUUCCCGAGCGACCGUUCACGUCACUGAACCCGCUUAAUGACGCCAGUCAGUUGUCUUUAAGGCCACUGGGCGACACACCACCUCUUCUAGACGUAAUUGCAGAGGAGGAUGCUUUUGCAGCCGCCCCGUGCCGAGAGGACAAGGAAUUAGAUCGCAGGGCAGAGGAAAUGGACUUUCUUUCUGUGGAUAAAGUGCGGAGUAAAAGCGACUCUAUCUUAGCCAUGCCAGAUGCUACAAUUAAGCUGGAUGCCGACCUUGACAUAGAACCACAGGUUUUCUUUCCAGAAAUGCAUGGAGCUCUAGAAGAUGCUUUUAAGGCAUCCGACCACAAUCCUGGCUCCUCGUCCCCCCCUGGUGAGCCACCCUCUCUUUCUGAUGGAAUGGCAGAUUUAACGCCUGCAAAUACAGUUUUACCUGAACUCAAAGACUCAUCAAAUGGUCAGCCUUCUCUCCGUCUGACCAGCGACGCCUCGGAGGAUGCACAUCUACAACAGGUCAAAGAACCAAAUGGCGUCAAUGCUAGUUUGCAGCCCUCCAACUAUUCCGCUGUCAAAGGCCAUGCCUCUACCAAGCUGGGGAACCGCACAGCCAUUCCAUCUGUUUCAUCACGGCCUCACCCACCUACCUUCUACAGACAACCCUCUUUUACAUUUUCAUAUCAUAACCGUGUGGGAUCACAACGCUAUCGAAUACGACGGACAAGACCUUUAAACCCACAGCCAAUCACCACCUCCCGCAGUCUGGAUGAUCUGCGAGACAUCCAGCGCAUUCCAGACUGGGAGUUUUCCGUCAGCAGUCUGUCGUCUGAGGGCUCCAGCAGUGAUGGAGGACCAGGUCUGGGUACAACUGUCCGCCUGCUUUGGCUAUCCAUGUUCAAGAUGCCAAGGCAACUCUGGAGAUUGUGUGUGUGCCACCUCCUUACUUGGUUCUCCAUUAUAGCUCAAGCAGUGUUUUACACAGAUUUCAUGGGGCAAGUCAUUUACGAAGGAAACCCCAGGGCACCAGCCAAUUCCACAGAGCUACAAAACUAUCACAAAGGAGUACAGAUGGGCUGCUGGGGACUGGUGAUCUACGCUGCUACUGCUGCUGUCUGUUCUGCAAUCCUUCAGAAGUCUCUGGAUAAUUUUGAUCUGAGCAUUAAGGUCAUCUACAUCGUUGGAACGCUAAGCUUUUCAGUAGGAACUGCAACCAUGGCAAUCUUCUCCAAUGUUUACGUUGCUAUGGUGAUGAUAAGUGGCAUGGGCAUCAUCUCCAUGAGUAUCUCCUAUUGUCCCUAUGCAUUACUUGGGCAGUACCAUGAAAACAAAGAGUACAUUAACCACAGUCCAGCAAACACCCGAAGAGGUUUUGGGAUUGAUUGUGCCAUUUUAUCCUGCCAGGUUUAUAUCAGCCAGAUUUUAGUUGCUUCCGCACUUGGAUCUGUGGUAGACGCAGUUGGAACUGUGAGUGUUAUUCCAAUUGUGGCCUCUGGGGGCUCCUUCCUUGGCUUUCUGACUGCCUGCUUCCUUGUCAUUUAUCCCGACUCUGAGCCCAGCAGCUCCGAACAGGACCAGUGCUUGGAUAGUGCACGUGUAGACGAGGACCAGGAUGGAGAAAACAGCAGUGAUCAAAGACUGACUCUGGUGAACCCCACCGACGGCGAUGGCUUGAAGAACACAGAGAAUGACUCUGUUGCCUGAGCAUAAAAAUAUAUCUUGAGACUUCGCUCAUCAACCAAAGGACAUGUGAUGAUUAUACCAAAUGCACUUGGUCGGUGCCUUCUGGAGGAGCAAAGAUAAGGGAAGAGGAAACAUGAAAGUUGACAUUCCACCUUUAGAGAUGUGGGCAGGGUAUAUUAUAUGAUCUGGGGUUAGGUGGGGGAUUGACUGUCAGUUUCGGGCUGCUCUGAUGGUGCUGUUGUUACCUCGACUCAUUCCCGUAAAUCUUAAGUUGGUUUAAUAACUACAAGUAAGCCAUCAAAACAUUAAAAGACCCAUGUCAGCAAAUUGAUCAAACUGUUAAAGGUUUGUGAGUUCAGGGCCCAGAACUAAACACACAAUUAAUUACUAAAACACAAAUGGGAAGCACAGAGCACUUUGUCCCACUUCUGAACAGUGCGAGACGCUGCAAAGUGUGCCAUUAACUCCACGAGAGCUGCAUCCUAACUGCCAAGUGGACAAUCACGAAUGCUGUUUUUGUAAUAUUGCAUAGUUGUUUGCUCCAUUCAGAUGUAAACAUGUGUUCCAAUUCUUUAUAGAUUGCCUUGACAUUUUUAUCAUAAUUGCCAAAAAGUACAGAUAAUGCCCUCUUACCCUUGUUUUAUACAAAACUGAUUUUUAUUCAUUUUUCUAAUGUUACAACCUGUUAUAUUGCAGCCAAGUUGUGACACACAAGAAACAUUAUUUGAAUAAAGUAAUCAAGAAAUUAGGCCAAAAUGGUACAGAUAAUGUUCUUUUCAGCUUUUAUUCAGAUGUGUUGUUUUCUGUAGCCUCUGAAAAGUUACCUCUGCAGUUAUGGAUGUCAGUGUGACUAUUGUGGCAAGGCAUUUGCAUUUGAAAUGGUUAAUGGGAAUAGAUUUCGUUACUUUGUCCUUGCUCACACAUUGUUGUGUCCCUGAAGUUAAUCUUUCACCUUUUUGGCAGACAGAAUGAGUCUCAUCUCCAGGAGAAGCUUAUCACUCUUUAUUGUGGUGUCAAUUCCUAGAAUAGUUUUCAAGCUUUGUAAGAUAUUUGGUUUCACUGUGAAAUAAUGUCACAUAUUGAGAAUUGUUUCUACAAAGCCGUAAAGUUGCUUGCUGAAUGAAAGUGAGGACCUCAUCUAUGCAUGGUGCUGCUAAAGAUCUGUGCCACUUUAGAUUCCUUUUAUGUACGUGUCAUAAACAAUUGCUCAGGAAGUUCACACAUAUGAAAAGGUUUCACAGAUUACUUACUGAAUGAAAGUUUUAAUGAUUAACAAGAAGGAACUUUCCAGUACGGAGUCUGUGAAAAGGAAAGGAUUCUGUUUUCUGCUUUUUAUUUAUUUUCUUUAUUUACUUUUUAAUCUGAGAAAACUAAAACUUGGCUUCUGAUGCUUUUACAAUAGUUUUUGUUGAAUUUGAUUAUCAAGGUCUAAAUAUGGUCUAAAUAUAGAUAAAGAUUAUAUUUUACCAAUAAGCUUUUCUGGAGUGAGUCCCUUUAUGGUGCCAGACUACAGUGCUGGAAAAAAUAUUUUGUGUAGGGUGACCUGAGGUAUUAGAAUGGCUUCGUCCAGACUUUUAUAACAUAAAAUCAUAUGUGUUUCAGCUCGACAAGUUGAUACCUGGCGUGUUAAGACUGGUCAACUUCCCUGUUUGCUGCUGUACAAGUUUUUGUAAAUUUGAUGCAACGUGUUUUUGUAGCAUGUAUUUUCAGGGGGGGAGGAUAAGAAAGUAAUGCAACUUUGAUUCUGUGUUUUCAUUGGAAACCUGUCAUGACACACACAGCACCAGUCAAAGGUUUGGACACGACUACCCUUUCAUAUAUCAUUUGGGUAUUUCUGCCUGUAGUUUCUGAUCUGGUUAUACAAAAAAAAUGAAAUUACUUCAUCCGUCAUCCGUCAUGGUCAGAUACAUUCCUGCCUGAAGUUUAUCAGGAUGAACAAAAGUGAGACAUCCUGCUGUGUGGUCAGAGACCAUUAAAACUUGAAAUUCCAAUCUUUUCAACAACUUUUCUUUUCAUGUAUGAUACUGAUGAACUAAACACACUACA
Molecule: messenger RNA, 4683 nt
Organism: Cololabis saira (Pacific saury)
Lineage: Eukaryota; Metazoa; Chordata; Actinopteri; Beloniformes; Belonidae
Product: solute carrier family 45 member 4-like
Exons: 14
Coding region: 238-2658 (806 amino acids)
Biological process (GO): transmembrane transport
Cellular component (GO): membrane
Molecular function (GO): sucrose:proton symporter activity
Source: RefSeq, a predicted model, not a curated record